AUGUCCGGCAACGAGGAUGCUGAGCGUUCGAGGCGAAACUAUAUCGCGCCGUACAAUCGUCAUAACCCUGUGCCCACCAUAGCCAAGUAUCGUCAAGAAAAGGAGGAAAGGCUGAACGCUGGAGAAGCCGCGCAUUAUUUAGAGCCAUCUAGAACCGAUCGUGCCAAGGAGAACUGGCGAGCAUACUGGAAAGGUGAGGAGAAGACCGCUGACGAGGGCGCUCAUCAUCCUCACCACAAGGAUGAGCAGCAAGAUGCUGGCGCCAAGUCCGCUGAAUACGACAACGAACAAGUCCAAGACGAGCUGGAGCAUGAGGAGCAUACAAUAGACACCUCCGAAGCAGCACCAAUCGCCCGCGACCCGAAGAGCAUUCGAAAGGAUAUCAAGAAGGGGAGGGAAGAGAGGGCUGAGCGCACAGUCACAGAUCCAGUCACGCAUCUGCCUGUCAACAUCUCCGACUUCACAAGCGACUCGCUUAAGGACGUUGACGAGAAUGAAGUCCCCUUCGGCAAGACCGCAAGGACCGCGACCGGCCUCAGUAAUAAGCGCAAAUCGACGAAAGAGCUUGAAUCGGAGCGGAAAGAUAUGCAAGAGGGAUUGGAGUCCAUCAACUCCCUUUUCCCACCUCCUAGCUAUGAUGUGCUGAGAGGCGACAUCGUAAGUAUAAACAAGCUCGGUAUCACUGUGGGGCUGCUGGGGACCGCAGCUAUAUUACUGCUUGCUGUGGGAAUAGAACAUAUCCUCGAGCCCAAUCGCAUUGCACGCUGGACCAGAAGCAACGAGCGAUGGUGGCUGUACAAGUCUGGCGUCUGGGCCGUGCUCGCAUUGCUCACCAUUGCAGCUAUCUGGGAGUUGGUUGCUGGAGUGCGAAUGUGGAUGGCGAACCGAAUCAACGAUGUUUGGGAGGAGCAGAUCUGGGAGGCCAACCUGGAAGCCAAGGAGCGGGAAGCCAAAGCUCACCAGACCGAGUCUGUCGCCUGGCUCAACUCUCUUGUGAGCUCCGUCUGGCCUCUCAUCAACCCCGAUCUCUUCACUAGCGUGGCAGAUAUGCUGGAGGACGUUAUGCAGGCGUCCUUGCCUAGGCUGGUGCAGAUGGUUUCGGUAGAAGAUAUUGGACAAGGUAAUGAAAGUCUUCGCAUACUCGGUAUUCGGUGGCUGCCAAGCGGCGCUGCUGCUCGAUCCGUCGGUGAUGACGGCAAGCUCCACAAAGACGAUCAUUCGAAUGACAGAGCAGUACCAGGGAAAGGGGAGGUCGACAACGACGCAGGGCAGACCGCUGUUGCAGAAGGUAUGGAGGCUGAAGAAGGCGACUUUAUCAACCUCGAAGUGGCUUUUGCGUAUCGUGCUCGUGCAUCCAAGUCCUUCCGCGACCGCACAAAGGACAUUCACAUGUACCUGGCCUUCUACCUUCCCGGCAACAUCAAGCUGCCGGUAUGGGUAGACAUGAAGGGCAUCAUUGGGACUUGCAGACUGCGCUUGCAGUUGACACCCGAUCCGCCAUUCUUCUCGCUCUGCACUUUGACAUUCCUGGGACAACCAAAAGUUGACAUCAGCUGCAUCCCACUUUUCAAGCGCGCUCUAAAUAUCAUGGAUCUGCCAUUGAUCUCUAAUUUCGUGCAAAGCUCAGUGGAUGCGGCAAUGGCUGAAUAUGUCGCUCCGAAGUCACUCACUCUCGACCUGAAGGACAUGAUUGCGGGUGACGACUUCAAGAAAGACACCAAUGCUAGAGGCGUCCUCGUUGUAGACAUCAUGCACGGGUAUGACUUCAAGAUGGGCGAUGCAGCGAUUCCGCUCAUUUCGGAAGGUGGCUCGGAUCCACACGUUUCAGUCGGAUGGGCAAAGUUUGGCAAACCUAUGUUCUCAACCAGAGUGCUGAUCAAGGAGAUGGAGCCGUACUGGCAUGAGAGAUGCUAUCUGCUCGUAACAGCACAAGAGCUCAAUGUCGAUGAGCGUCUUCGUGUCCAGCUGUGGGAUUCUGAUCGCUUCACCGCCGACGAUGACCUAGGGAGGAUUGAGGUCGAUCUAAAGCAGAUUAUGAGAUCCAGCGACACCAACGGCAAGAUGUGCUACCGCACGGAUGGCUUCAAGGCUCUGAAAGCCGGCGAAAGCAUGCCUGGCAAGCUUGAGUGGCAGGUCGGCUAUUUCUCCAAAACGCGACUACAGGAGUGCCAAUUCGAGGAGCAGACGUACGACGAGUCCAUUCGUUCUCAACGAGACCUGGACACGAAAGUCGAAAAGACCUGUGAGCGGAAGCUUCGAGAAGCAAUGAUCAAGAAAGGUCGUCACUCUCGCACCGAUCAAGAGCUCAAGCAGCAGAAGGAGCAAGAAAGGAAGGUGCUUGAAGAUGCCAUUAUCAUAUCUGCGCCUCCGCCCGAUGACUACCCCAGUGGAAUUUUCAGCAUUGUUGUUCACCAAAUCACUGGCCUGGAACUGGAGACUCCGGGCAAAUCUCAAGUCGACAAGAAGGCUCAUCAUGAAGACGAAGAAGAGGAAGGAAAAGAUCUACCCUCUGCUUACUGCACGGUCAUCAUCAACCACAAGAAGGUCUUCAAGACCAGGACGAAACCGAAGAACGCCAAGCCCUUCUAUAACGCAGGCACCGAACGCUUUAUUGGCGACUGGCGCAGCGCGGAAGUCCAUGUCUCUGUGCGAGAUGCGCGUGUCGACGAAAAUGAUGCCCUCCUCGGGAUAGUGCACCUGCCGCUGGGAGAAGUUUUCAAGCAUCGCGCUCAAGUCAACGGCUUCUACCCACUGACGGGUGGAGUCGGCUAUGGCAGAGCGAGAAUUUCCAUGGUCUGGCGAAGUGUCCAGCUUCAAGCUCCUCCCGAAACAGUCGGAUGGGAAUAUGGCACUGUGGAAAUCUCCCCGACGAUUUCAAGUUCUGACAUUCAAAGCGAUUUGAAAGACCUCAAGCUGAAAUGGCACACCAACAUUGGAACAGGGAAAAUGUAUCCCAACAAUGAUGGCACCUGGAACACCCGAAGACGAACAGGAAAGGAAGCAACGCGAAGCCUCUUCCUCCCCGUCCACAAGCGCUACGCGUCCUGCUUAUCCCUUCGCUUCAAGAAGAACAAUAUGGUCGGCAAAGACACGACCGCCGCUUUUGCAGUUCUCUGGCUCAAAGACCUUCCCGAUGACGAAGAACGCGACAUCGAGCUUCCAAUCUACACGGGUGACUACGACCGCGCCGUCGCCAACACUCUUAAAGAACCCGGCGAGAAAAGAGUCGGUACAAUCAAAGUUAAGCUCACAUUCUGGGCCGGUCUGGGUGCCGCUCAUCAGCGCUGGGCGAACAAAGACCAAGAUUUGAAACAAGUCAUGGAAGUUCUCGAUACCGCGAGAGAUAAUUACGAGAGUAAGAAGAAUGCGGAAGAGCUUGGGAUUCUUGAGGGUGAUGGGAAUGAUACGUCGGGUUCGAGCUCGGAUGAGGAAAGCGAUGGUAGCAGUGACGACGAGGAUGAGAAGAAGUCUGUUGAUGGUGAUGAGGGUAAGAUGAAUUUGAUCGAUCAGGCGAAGGAGUAUAAGAAACACGCGAAGCAAAAGCAUAGGCAUCAGCGGGGUUUGAUGCAGUAUAAGGUGAGAUGGAGAGAUGGGGUGAAUUUUUUUUUUUCAAUUUACUGA
Pseudocercospora fijiensis CIRAD86 is the source of this 3621-nucleotide messenger RNA. RefSeq lists its product as uncharacterized. Lineage: Eukaryota; Fungi; Ascomycota; Dothideomycetes; Mycosphaerellales; Mycosphaerellaceae. The transcript has 4 exons. The record is from RefSeq and is a predicted model, not a curated record. Gene Ontology annotation, molecular function: lipid binding. The coding region runs from base 1 to 3621 and encodes 1206 amino acids.